Trichoderma citrinoviride is the source of this 3789-nucleotide messenger RNA. RefSeq lists its product as hypothetical. The transcript has 10 exons. Gene Ontology annotation, molecular function: FMN binding; protein binding; NADPH dehydrogenase activity. The record is from RefSeq and is a predicted model, not a curated record. Bases 1 to 3789 code for a protein of 1262 amino acids. NCBI's taxonomy places the organism in Eukaryota, Fungi, Ascomycota, Sordariomycetes, Hypocreales, Hypocreaceae.
AUGGUCGAGGCAGAAUCACAGGCUGCGAGCCUUUUUGGGAUUGUUGCUCGGGCAGAUUUUGUCAGUCUUAAAGAGGUGCUCGCUCUAAAGCAAGUCGACGUCGAGAGUCGAGAUCCUGCUGGUCGAACUGCCCUACAUCUGGCCGUACUGGCGGGGACAGCAGACAUAUGCCAGCUCCUGAUCGACCAUGGCGCAAGUUUGGACACCUGGACUAGGCAAGGCGAAGCGGUAGUCCAUCUGGCCGCUAAGAGAGGCGAUGUUGAUGUUUUGCGCGUGGUAAUGGAUGCUCUUGAGUCGAAGCCACAAGCAAGUGGGAACGAAGACAAACCCGAUGGAAAGACAGCAGUGGGCGACAAGGCAGAUCUGACCGUUCACGUGGACUCUCUGACGCACAAGUUUAACAUGUCGCCACUCUAUAUUGCGGUCGCUUUAGUGGCAGAGUUGCUAUUGACGAGAUACCACGCAAGGCCCAAUAUCGUUGUUGGUCAUGCAGACAUGCACAAAGGAACAAGGACUGUUCAUAUCCUGGAAGCGGCGCUUCAGCAUCCACGCGACGCUUGUCGUUCCCUCCUGAGGCUGCUGCUUCAACAGGGCGCAAAUCUGCUUGACGCUUCAUCACACACAGUGACAGAGUCUCUAUUUUUCAUGAUCAUGAAGCGGGCCGAAGAUACAUUCGACAUCUUCGCCGAACUUGACGCUGAAAACUUCACAAGCGCAAUUACCAAGGGUCUCUGGAUUGAUUCCAUGAAGUGUCACUGUGCGCUGACAGGCGUGAUCCAUCUUGGACUGGAAGAGACCGCCUUCAAGCUGCUAUCUUAUGGAGCCCCGCCACAUCUGGACUUCAAGUCCCCUCUUGAGAUUCAGUCAGACACCAGCCCUUUCGGAAAAAAACCCCUAGACAGGGCCGAGGGUGAUUUCUGGCAACCAAUCUUAAGCGCCGCUUUGUUCGAAAUGCCUGGACUGGUGAUGGAAUUGCUUGAUCGUGGGGUCGAUCCAAAUACGAGGCUGACAGAAGACCAAGCUCGCUACAUGAUCAAUCAACGUGAAUGCCGCACGGUCUUGGAUAUUGUCAAGUCAAAGCUCGUCGAGCUUCGUAGCUGGAACAUCGAUGAUGAGAGCGUCUACUACGAGAUCAAAGGGACACCAGAAGAGGCCGAGCAGCGCGCUGGGAAGCAGAAUGCAGUAGCCCGGCUUAUUGAAGCAUAUGAAGAAGCGGAGGCGAAGCUGGUUUCUCUGGGUGCUCAGACAUCUGAUGGACUGAACUUACAAGAUCCUCAAGCCCCGGUUUCUCAACCGUCCUCCAAGAGAAUCCAGUUGCAUCCGCCGCCUACUGAGACAAACGCUCGACCAUUACAUUCUUCCAUGGAUAUCGACCCGACGAAAUUGAGUACGGUGGAAAACGGUCGCCAAUUUCUGUUGGCCGCUUGCCGGGACGGUAAUAUUGCGUUGGUGAAAGCUCUAACCUUAAGCCCAUGGGGUCCUAACCUUAAGUUCCCCCCGAUCGCGAUAGCAGAUGUAUCUGGAUAUUCUCAGGGCCCUUUCCUUGUUGCGGUUGAGAAUAGACACUACGAUUUAGCCCGCACUAUCGUUCAGAUUGCCACAGCUCAGCACGUCAACUUCGCGGAUGACGUGUCAUCUGAUUUCUGCAAUCAACUGGCCGACGAUGAGCAUUCUGCGGACAGCAUCAAGAAAGUCUCCGCUCAAGUCAAGUCCACAGUGACUGCGAAGAAGAUCGUUGCGGAUAGUCACAGCUGUUUUGCUGGUGAGAAGCACAAAGACAUGGACAUGCUAAGAUUUUCUAUCAAGAUGGAAUCUUCGUUUCCCCGUGAGCAGAGCGACAUUGAACGCCAGACUCGGCAUGCAUGGGAUCUUGUUGAACAUGGCGACUGGCCUGAAGCCUUUGAAGAAUACAUCAAAGCUACUGGUGCACCGUUUCGGCAUGCCGUGAGCCAAGACAAGGCAAUGGCGGCAUACAAGCACUUUGCAGAGAACACAGAUUUUUCGAGCCGCAAAGCCGGCCCUCAGGCUUCCCGAGCAGAGUUUGUGGACGCGGUGGAGAAGUGGAUGAACAAGCGAAUCAUCUCGCGAAACGUUGAUCUCGUCAAGUUUCUAUUGUCGACUCAUCCGGAGCUCCUCGAAGUCCAAUCGAUCGAUGGGUGGACGCCCUUGUUAACGGCAGCUCUCCACCACAGAAUUGAAGUUCUUCAUAUCCUUCUCGAAGCGGGAGCUAGCCCAUUUGCCACUGAUCUGUUUGGUCGCAAUAUGCUACACCUUCUUUUGGUCAGCCCAGGUCAAGGCUAUAUCCAGGAGCCCGAAAAGCUCUCCUCCUUCCUCCAGUCAAUGGAUAGAUCGGUGCUGCAUCAGCUACUGGGGCAACGCUGUGAUGAAAGUCCCGGCGGGCUGACACCUCUCGCACGUUGGAUCCCUACUAGACCUACACCGAAUGGACUAUUUACAACUCUGUUAGAUGUUUCUACAUCGGCGGCGAUGGAAAUGUUUAAUAGCAGAGGUCAUACGGUUCUCCACACUGUAGCAUAUUCGUCUAUAGAGCACCUCGUACGUCCUGUUUUUAAGAAGGCCCCUCCUGUUAUGUUCCACAAAGACACCGACGGGAAAACACCGCUUGACCAUGUUGUCGAGAAGCAGCUUGACGGAUUUAUAGAACACUUGAUGUCGAGCUACACCCGAAAUCGCAAAUGGCAAGCGUCUUCUCCGCUUGUCCACUGGCCGCUAUUCGCGUUUGCUUCCGAUUAUGCCGGGCCGACGUCUUCAACAGAUCCAUACCAAGCAUGGGAAAUUAGCCGAGAGCUGGCCGAAUCCGUGAAGCCUCGACAAUUCCCCAGAAAACUUGUGACAAAGAUCGAGCGGGAAGAGGUUGCAAUGAUGUCGAAGAAUAAAAAGAUUCAGAAGAACCCGAAAGGCGACCAGCAUGAUAUUGUAUCUUUAUCGGUGUAUAAGCCCGGAAAUCUGUGUUGUUGCUCAAUCUGCACGCCCAUAACUCACGUUGCAUCAAUAUGGCUUCCAAGGACUCGCUUCUGGUGGAGGCCAAUUGUUGAUGCGGUUCACAAAAAAGGCGGCUUCAUGUAUCUUCAGCUCAUGGCGUUCGGAAGAGCCGCCCAGCCUUUGGCUGCGGAAGAGGACGGAUUCACGAUCAAAGGCCCUAGUGCCAUUCCCUUCGAAGGAGGCGCAACGCCAGAGGAGAUGACGGCGGAAGACAUCAAGAGCACGAUCGAGGAUUACGAUGUGAGUAACAAGCGCACCGAUGAGUAUGGCGGAAGCAUCGAGAAUAGGAACCGCCUUGUUGUAGAAAUUGCGCAGGCCGCCUCCGCCGCCAUCGGCGCGGAACGUGUCGGUAUAAAGCUCAGCCCAUGGUCCGAGUUCCAAGGCAUGCGGAUGGAGAAUCCCAUUCCCCAAUUUACCGAUCUAAUCAAGCGAAUCAACAGCCUUGGCCUCGGCUAUCUGAACCUUAUUGAGUCCCGUGUUUCUGGAGUCGAUUACACGGAUGGCACCGAGAAGCUGGACUGGGCGUGGGCGGUCUGGGACAAGACCAUCAUCGCGACAGGAGGCUAUCUACCAGAGACGGCGCUUGAAUUGGCUGAGAGGAAUCCGGAUAGAGAUAUCAUUGUCGCCUUUGGAAGGCGAUAUGUCUCGAACCCCGAUUUGCCGUUCCGUAUCCAAAGAGGCCUUGAGCUAAACCCCUACGAUCGAAGUACAUUCUACAAAGUGGGCGCUCCUGAGGGACUGAUCGACUACCCGUUCAGUGAGGAGUAUUUGGCGUUGAAGAACUGA